AUUCGAAGGGCGAGGGGUAUCGACCGUUGUGCGUCUCGCUCAGACGGUGAACGCGCGCCGGCAAUGCCACACGCGCCGCGCAAAACAUGUCAACGCCGCUACCGAAAUGUGCUGGCGUCAGGUCUCGAAAUUACAAAAGACUGUGCUCAUAGUGCUUUUCUAUUUUACCGUGUACGUUCUAGUGUCGUAUUCCAUGUCCCCGGAUACUAAUUUCGCGUUUGUGAGCGACGAUUUGCGUGUCGGGGAUAAAUAUGCGUUGAUUUAUCUCGUUGCGCCUCGAAGUCCUGUUUUUGCUGACGCGGAGGGAGCGAAUGUUUUCAAAAGUCGUCGCUGCGGACAUUGUUUUAUUACUAACAACAGGGGGUUCUUGCCGAUGAGCGAGUAUGAUGCUAUACUUGUGGUUGGGGACCGCAGCUUGCUGUACGAAACUUCGGCUUUCAUGGAUCCUGGGAAGAGAUUUUUGAUAGAAACGAGUCGAAAAUGCGUUAAAGACAAGCUGAGAGGAUGCAACUGGGAACCUAGGAUCACCUCAUUCGGAGACAACAAGCCAUACGACCUGUGCAGUCUCUGCGACCAUCUACAUAGAAAGCGCCUUAAACCAAACAGUUAGAAUCUCUUCAUGUGAUAAUAGGUAAACUAAUUAAUUUUAGGCUCAAACAGAUGCCUUGCUAGGGUAGUCAGGCUGCCGCCUGCCAAAAUAUUCAAGUUUUCUAAAAUAUACCUAGUUAUAUCUCAGACAAUGGUGCUUAGUUCUCAAAAUUGUACUGAAUCUGGGCAGAAAUCUCGGUUUUCUUAGACCUGUUAAGCAAAAUGUGACCCCCUUUAAUAUGCGGCGAAAACAUGUUAAACAUGUUCCUAAAAUGAACCAUUGUUAAACCUGUGUUUAUGAACGGCACAACAGUUUUUUUUUUCAAAAAUUUUCUGGGGUUUUGCCAAAUACUAAGUAUUAUUUUUGUCUGAAUACUUUGAAUAGCGAUUUUAAAUGAAUCUGGCAUUUGAUUAACCCAGAUUUAUAGGUUAAGUUGAAAUGUUCUCAAGCAUAGAAUCAAUACAAUUUGUAAGGUAAAUGUAUCUGUAAUAAUUAAUACCGAACUGUAUCAAUUGAACAAUUCUUCUUCCUUGUCGUAACCUCAUGGCUGAGGGACGUGAAGAGUGUGGACACUUCACCAGUGCUCUCCAGGCCGCUCUGUCUUAACACUUAUGAAUGCUAAAUUUAUUCAAUACCGAUCGUUAAUUGUGCCAAUCAAGUCUCAACAGUUAUCGACAAUUGACCUAUGAAUGUUCCAUUAAAUAGAAUAAAUUAAUUUUAAUAGUAAUCAUAACGGCCCGUCGUACUUAGUAAUACCUACCUUUUUAUGACUAUGUUUUAUGCAAUACCAAUUGAGUUUAUUUUGCCAAAUCAAAGACAUCAGUACCUACCUAACAACUACAUAUGUAUUGUAUGUAUAUUGAUUUCAAAUAAUGAAAAUAUUUUAGGGUCGGCAACGCGCAUGUAAUAUCUCUGGUGUUGCAGGUGUCCAUAGGCUACGGUGACUGCUUACCAUCAGGCUGGCCGUAUGCUUGUUAGCCACCGUUGUGGUAUUAAAAAAAAAGUAUUUUUAUGUUUCAUUAUAACGAUUCCAUUGCAAUUAAUUUAAAUACAUCAAACGUAGGUAUCUUCUUAGAUUUUUAUUCACAUUGUUGGCCAAGAAUACAAAUACUGACUGGUUUAAUAUAACAAUCCAAAGAAUUUUAUGUUUGUGUUGUUUCUCUGAAAGUUUUUUAACAGGUAGAUUUCAUUAAUGCAUUGUUAGAACAAACAAAAUGGACAAUUAAUGUUAUUCCAAGAAUAGAACGAAUUGUAAUAAAAAAUAUACCAAACAAUUUCUGAAAGUAACUAGUUGGAAAUCAACCACAAUUCUUAGUACAGAAAUAGUACAAUGGGUAUUUUAAGUACAUAAUACAAUAGGUAAAGUGUGAAUGUCAAUAGGGUCGAUAGUUAAGAAUUCUU
Messenger RNA from Cydia strobilella, 1990 nucleotides. RefSeq lists its product as uncharacterized. NCBI's taxonomy places the organism in Eukaryota, Metazoa, Arthropoda, Insecta, Lepidoptera, Tortricidae. The coding region runs from base 107 to 610 and encodes 167 amino acids. The transcript has a single exon. The record is from RefSeq and is a predicted model, not a curated record.